This is a messenger RNA of Frankliniella occidentalis (western flower thrips), 2752 nucleotides long. RefSeq lists its product as uncharacterized. Lineage: Eukaryota; Metazoa; Arthropoda; Insecta; Thysanoptera; Thripidae. The record is from RefSeq and is a predicted model, not a curated record. The transcript is spliced from 5 exons. The coding region runs from base 149 to 2575 and encodes 808 amino acids.
CUCUCUUUCAAACUUGACGUUCGACUCAAAGCCAGGCUCCAGCGCUCGUUUCGCUCCAGUUCGUCAGACAGAACUUGUCAAAACAAAAUGACGUGACGGGAAAACUUUGGUGCCUUGUGGUGGACGCUAAGUUAUUCGAUAUCUUAUUAUGAACUUUUUGAAAGUCAAUAUUGUGUUGAGUCUUGUUUUGUUGAUCUCGGGUUCGCUGAUGGCUGACCUAGGACAAGCUGGAGCCGUAGAGGAUAGCACAGAUGAUGACGAAUCACUGCAAAUUGAUUUUGGUGACCUUUCUGAUGAUGACAUUGCUAUUGAGGAUGCUGUUAGGCAAGCUCAUCCUUCAUUUAGACAUGCCGUGUCAAUUCAGGAAAGGGCUGCUGAGUUUCUGUGCUAUGUUAAAGAAAUAUGUCAUACUACUGAGACCGCUGUAGAGAAUGUUGUUUCUGGUGUUGAUUCGUUAUUUAGACUAUACAACCAGUUUUUGAAGUCAAAAAUUCUAGCACUCUCGGAUGAUGACUCGGUUACUAAAGCAGACAUUGAGUCUCUAUUUGAUCUUAUGGACCAGCAAACUUUAUUUGAAGGUGUUCAAACACUCCAUAGAAGAAAAAAAUACCAAGCUGCUAAGUGGAAGUGCCUUGUACCAAUCAAGAUAGUUCUUUCAUGGAAGAGAGCUAUCCUUCAUGGUAAAGUUCAAGAGAUCCCGGAGCAAUUUGGAUAUUAUGUUGACUUCUUGAAGCAGCUUGAAGCACUUUUGCAGUGUGAUGACAUUCUUGACUGCAUUGACAACCCUAAGAAGUUCUCUGCUGAAAAACUAUGUUGCAUAUUAGAUGGACAGUACUACCAAACCCACCCAGUAAAAUUGAAACAUCCAAGAUCCACUUUCCUUGGGUUUAUUUUUUAUACUGAUGAUGUUUCUCCUGGGGAUACUCUUACUAGUUACCAUGGUCAUAACUUCAGAAAUUAUUUGUGGACACUGGCUAAUAUACCUCCAGAGCUGAGAGCAUCACUACGUGCCAUCAAUAUUUUUGCUAUUGCAAAGUCUUCUGUUGCCAAGGAAAAUAAUGAAGCUUUUCUUAGAAACUUUAUUUAUGCAAUGAACCGUCUUAGCAGUGAUGAAGGAGUCACACUAAUUAUUAAAGAGAAGCCCCGAGUAUUCCAUGGAUGCUGUAUAUGUGGUGUUGGGGAUUAUCCUGCAAGUGCAAACAUCGGCGGAUUUAAGGAGUCUUCAUCAAAGGCUUUUCGCCCUUGCCGUCGGUGUAUGAUUACAAACCCUGAACUUUCCAAAAUAUUUUAUGAAUCUGAUGUCACACUCCGAACUGAUGAGAUGCAUGUAAAACAUGUUGAGGCAGUUGAAAACCAUUAUGGAAAAGGUAAAACACCAACUGAAGAUGAGGGAACAUCAACAACCCCUAUUCAGGGAUCAUCAAAGGAUCCUUCUGUUCUCUAUGGUGUAAAUAAUAGAAGUCCACUCUUGCAACUGAACCACUUUAGUAUUUCAGUUUGCUUACCUCAAGACAUCAUGCAUAUAUUUUUAGAAGGAAUAUUGUCAACAGCUUGUCGUUUUCUGAUCAAGCAUGCUAUUGAAGACAAGAAAUUGAAACUUAAACUGGUGAACAACUUCAUUCGUGACCAUGACUAUGGAAAGUUCAAAACUGACAAGCCAUCACCAAUCACACCUGAUCACUUGAAAUAUGGAUUGAAACAAAGUUCAUCACAGAUGCUUAUGUUGAGCUCAUUAGUUCCAUUCAUGGUAGCAGGACACUGUGAUGCUGCAAAACUGAAGAACUUUGUGCUCCUUCUAAUGAUUUUUGGUUUGUGUGUUGCUCGUGAAGUAACAUUAGAUCAAGUUGCGCUUCUCAGAGACAUGAUUGGACAGUAUCUGAUGCAGUUUAAUGCUCUGUACCCUAAUUGCUUUGUUUCCAAACACCACCUCUUGAUACACCUACCUUCCCAAAUAAUUCAAUUUGGACCUUUGGUUGAGACCUGGGCUAUGAGGUUUGAGGCUUAUCAUGCCCAAUUGAAGAGACUGCAUAAAAUUUUGCACUCAGCUAAGAACUUAAUAUUUUCUUUGAUUUCAAGAACAUUAACCAAACAAGCCUUUCUCAUCCAUCUUCAUGGUCCCACCUUCUUGACCAGCUCGGUCAUUAAAGCUACACCAGCUGGUCAAAUUUUGUUGAGUGCCUUACCUUUUAAAGAAUGUAUUAUGUCUGCUCUUAGUGGCCUCACAAAUGAGACUAAAGUUGGUGAACUAUCCACACUAGAGUGGUAUGGGCAGAAGUUUGAACAUGGUACCUUCAUCAAAGUUCCCUCAAAACCUGAAGAUGACAUCUUUGCAGCUGUUGUAAAGAUUUACCAAAUAAAUUCAGAUUAUGUGCUCAUCUACCGAAACUUCAAGACACUUAGUUUCUGUGUGGAAUUUAAUGCAUUUAAAGUUCAAUGUCCUCAGUUCAGCUGUUUCAGUGCAUUGAACCUAACUAAGAAUUACUGUCUUGUACCUGUUAUGCAUUUUAUUGUGAAUGGCACUGAUUAUGCUGUUUUGCGCCAAAACAAUUCACCCAAGUUCAGCAUGCUGGAUUAACCAAUAUUUUGCCAUUGAAUUUUUAUUCUGAUCUUACUUUUGAACAUGUUAAUCUUUGCUCAAUUCAUUAGUUUUAUGGUGGUUCAACUUACCCCCCCUGUGAUAUUUAGCUUUUUUUACAACAUUUUGUCUAAUUUUUGAGUGAACAAAAUAAAUUGUCUGUUUUGUAUACUUUUC